Molecule: messenger RNA, 1389 nt
Organism: Pongo pygmaeus (Bornean orangutan)
Lineage: Eukaryota; Metazoa; Chordata; Mammalia; Primates; Hominidae
Gene: PRDM7
Product: PR/SET domain 7
Biological process (GO): regulation of DNA-templated transcription
Cellular component (GO): nucleus
Molecular function (GO): protein binding; histone methyltransferase activity
Source: RefSeq, a predicted model, not a curated record
AUGAGCCCUGAAAGGUCCCAAGAGGAGAGCCCAAAAGGAGACACAGAGAGAACAGAGCGGAAGCCCAUGGUCAAAGAUGCCUUCAAAGACAUUUCCAUAUACUUCACCAAGGAAGAAUGGACAGAGAUGGGAGACUGGGAGAAAACUCGCUAUAGGAAUGUGAAAAGGAACUAUAAAACACUGAUUACUAUAGGUCUCAGAGCCACUCGACCAGCUUUUAUGUGUCACCGAAGGCAGGCCAUCAAACUCCAGGUGGAUGACACAGAAGAUUCUGAUGAAGAAUGGACGCCUAGGCAGCAAGUCAAACCUCCUUGGAUGGCCUUCAGAGGAGAACAGAGUAAACACCAGAAGGGAAUGCCCAAGGCAUCAUUCAAUAAUGAAUCUAGUUUGACAGAAUUGUCAGGAACGCCAAAUUUACUGAAUACAAGUGGCUCAGAGCAGGCUCAGAAACCAGUGUCCCCUCCUGGAGAAGCAAGUACCUCUGGACAGCACUCUACACUAAAAAUAGAACUCAGGAGGAAGGAGACUGAAGGAAAGAUGUAUAGCCUGCGAGAAAGAAAGGGUCAUGCAUACAAAGAGGUCAGCGAGCCGCAGGAUGAUGACUACCUCUAUUGUGAGAUGUGUCAGAACUUCUUCAUUGACAGCUGUGCUGCUCAUGGGCCCCCUACAUUUGUAAAGGACAGUGCAGUGGACAAGGGGCAUCCCAACCGUUCAGCCCUCAGUCUGCCCCCGGGGCUGAGAAUUGGGCCAUCAGGCAUCCCUCAGGCUGGGCUUGGAGUAUGGAACGAGGCAUCUGAUCUGCCACUGGGUCUGCACUUUGGCCCCUAUGAGGGCCGAAUUACAGAAGACAAAGAGGCAGCCAACAAUGGAUAUUCCUGGCUAAUCACCAAGGGGAGAAACUGCUAUGAGUAUGUGGAUGGAAAAGAUAAAUCCUGGGCCAACUGGAUGAGGUAUGUGAACUGUGCCCGGGAUGAUGAAGAGCAGAACCUGGUGGCCUUCCAGUACCACAGGCAGAUCUUCUAUAGAACCUGCCGAGUCAUUAGGCCAGGCUGGAACUGCUGGUCUGGUAUGGGGAUGAGUAUGGCCAGGAACUGGGCAUCAAGUGGGGCAGCAAGUGGAAGAAAGAGCUCAUGCCAGGGAGAGAACCAAAGCCAGAGAUCCAUCCAUGUCCCUCAUGUUGUCUGGCCUUUUCAAGUCAGAAAUUUCUCAGUCAACAUGUGGAACGCAAUCGCUCCUCUCAGAACUUCCCAGGACCAUCUGCAAGACACCUCCUCCAACCAGAGAAUCCCUGCCCAGGGGAUCAGAAUCAGGAGCAGCAAUAUUCUGAUCCAGACUGCUGUAAUGACAAAACCAAAGGUCAAGAGAUCAAAGAAAGGUCCAAACUCUUGA